This is a messenger RNA of Chenopodium quinoa (quinoa), 1317 nucleotides long. RefSeq names its product pre-mRNA cleavage factor Im 25 kDa subunit 1-like. The coding region runs from base 266 to 931 and encodes 221 amino acids. Gene Ontology annotation, cellular component: mRNA cleavage factor complex. The record is from RefSeq and is a predicted model, not a curated record. The transcript has 7 exons. Gene Ontology annotation, molecular function: mRNA binding. NCBI's taxonomy places the organism in Eukaryota, Viridiplantae, Streptophyta, Magnoliopsida, Caryophyllales, Amaranthaceae.
UUCAUCUACAACUUUCAAAAUGUCACAAUCCAUAAAAAAGUUUAAAAAUCCAUCCACCCUCUAGAAACUCCACUUUCUCCCACCUCAACACUCAACAACAACUCCACCACCUUCCACCCACAAUCAACCCUCUCUCUCUUUCUUCUUCCACAACCUUCGCGCAAAAUCCGCUAUCAUCUCUUUCUCCAACACCAUCAUAUAUAAAGUUAAACUCCCAGUAUUUACUCUUUACAGUAAACAACUGAAACCUUCCCAAAAUAGAAAGAUGAGAGAAGGAGAAGUGGUCGUACUUGCUAAUGGCGCCGAUGACAACCCACAAGAGGGUGAGAGAUUAGCGGAUUAUGUGGUUGAUGUUUACCCUUUAAACCGCUACUAUUUUGGGUCUAAAGAUGCUCUUUCUACUAAGGAUGAAACAAUUGCUGACUCGCUUCUUCGCUUGAAAUCUAAUUAUGAAGCUCGUGGAUUAAGGACUAAUGUUCAAGCUGUUAUUUUGGUUGAGUUGUUUAAACAUCCACAUCUCUUAUUGUUACAAGUGAAGAAUCGAACUUUUGACCUUCCUGGAGGCCGCUUAAAGCAGGGUGAAUCAGAUCUUGAAGGAUUGCGUCGCAAACUUUCAAGGAAGCUAUCUCUUGAUGAAGGCAGUGAUGAGGUAGAAUGGGAGGUGGGAGAUUGCUUGGGAAUGUGGUGGAGGCCAGAUUUUGAGACCGUGCUCUACCCAUAUUUGCCCCCUAAUAUUAAGCAGCCCAAGGAGUGUGCCAAGCUAUUUUUGGUGAAGUUGCCAGUAAGUCGAAAAUUCAUUGUGCCAAAGAACCUAAAGUUGCUCGCUGUUCCGUUAUGUCAGGUUCAUGACAACCACAAGACAUAUGGACCCAUAAUAGCUGGGAUCCCGCAGCUAUUAUCAAAGUAUUCGUUCAACAUGAUCGAGGCUUAAAGUUCGUGGAAGCAAUUAUAUACAAUAUAUUGUGUUGAAGAUAAAUUGUAUGUAGCAGAAAGGAUUUUAGUUCUGGGCAGAGCACAUUGUAGUCUACUGGCGCUUUCUUUGUAUAGUGAACUUUUUACUAGUAUCAUAGAUUUGUUGAUAGUGGUUGUAAGUUGUAACUGUAUUGGUAUAUAAGAGAUUUAUUUGGUUUUGAAAUUAGCUAGGUGUAUUUUGCUGUUACAUUUGUAUCAAAGGGUCUUUUUGAGGAAGAGUAGUACUACUUUGUAUAUCAACAUAAUAUUGGAACUACAUUGUGUUUGACUGUUUUUUAUGUCUCCAAAACGUGUUAACUAAAUACUUUGACCGUAUUUCCUUAAUGUCUAAAUCUUGAACUAUAU